AUGUCGCUGCAUUCGAUGAUUGGUUUGAGCUUUGAAGAAUGUGUGGUGACACAGAUGUUGCCGUUCAUGGCUUACGUCGUGCUAAGUAGAAAGUUCGUGUUCACAUCAUCGGCGCUUCCCAUCACCAUAUUUGUACUUCGUACGUUCUUGGACGUCAGCGUGAAACGUCUCCUACAGAUGGGCCAUGCAGCAAUAUCCGAUUCGUCACAUGCUGAAUGUUUCACAUGCCCCAUCGAGCAAGGUCUCGUUAUCGAUUUGAUGAGAACACCUCCUAUACCAACACGGUCCCAGUUAAGAGCACGUCUCGGCUUCCCAACCGGGAUACGUGGUCAAGUGAUACUCGUCGGUGCUACAAUUCAAUACCCGCACCCCUUAGCACCAAUGAUGUCAAUGAGACGAUGCGGUUCUGGAAAACCGUGUUCUCAACGUCAUCAAAAAGGAGAGCCUCUCCCAUUGUGGAAAACAAACACCCAGUUUAGUGACAGUAGCCUUGUGAGAGUCAUCGAGGCCAUCGGAAACAUGCCUCACGAAGCGUCGGCAAUCUACAUGGUGAUGCAGCAAUGCGCUCCCCUGGACGCAGUCAUGGAUGCCAAGCAGUUACAAAGUAGCAUGUAUUAG
This is a messenger RNA of Melampsora larici-populina 98AG31, 618 nucleotides long. RefSeq lists its product as uncharacterized. Bases 1 to 618 code for a protein of 205 amino acids. NCBI's taxonomy places the organism in Eukaryota, Fungi, Basidiomycota, Pucciniomycetes, Pucciniales, Melampsoraceae. The transcript has 4 exons. The record is from RefSeq and is a predicted model, not a curated record.